CACAACAAAAACAUUUCUGAUUUAUUAUCCGUCUGCGAUAUAUAACUAAACCCCUAUAAUAGACGAUUAUUUUAACAGGACGCUUAUAACACUGCCUCUAAAUAAAAGGAGGAUUUAAAGAUAUACAUGUGAAUGGAGAAAUUUUUUCAAGAUUUAGUCCCUUGAGAGCAUCGAGGACAUGGCAGCCAUUAAAAGUCAAAGCCCUGUUAUGGAGGAAAAUGGUAUUGACAAUGCURCUCUAGAUGAAGGGAGUAAUGCUCCAGAAGUUAAAUCUUCUUCUGCCAAAACCCCAGGAAAGCUUGAUAGCUUACCUAAAGAUGAACUCAUCAAAUUUGUCAAGAAACAAAUGAUUUUGCUGAAACAAACAAGAACAAAAUGCCAAGAACUAAGUUCAAAACUUGAAGAGGAAAAGGAAGAAGUAAGAAGAUUAAAAGAAGAAGAGUCAUCAUGGUUGGAAAGAGGAAUACAUGCAGAGUUUGAAAAGAAGGAUGAGAUUUUAAGAAAAAAUGAUGAGCUACAAAUGGCUGCAGAGCUUGGUAAGAAGAUGCUCCAAAAGAAUGAUGAAUUGAAGAUAAAGUAUGCACAACUGGAAGAAGAGCAUGAGAAUGUUGUCAAAGAACUUGAAACUGAAAUAGACAGACUAACUUCAGAAAGAAACAGUCUCAAGUCAAAUUUAAAAACACUCAAUGAAAAGUUCCAGAAAACUUCACAGCAAGCAAAGGAGUACAAAACUGGACUGGAAAGACAAACAGCUGAGGGAGAUAAAACAAUGGAACAAAUGCAGAAAGACAAUAAAAUGCUGCUGAUAAAAAUACAGCAAUUACAGGUGCAGCGAGAACAAAGUCAGUCAAAUUUUGAGAAAAAUGAGAAAGAAAGAACACAAUUACAACAGACAUGUAAUGAUCUUCAAAGCAAGAAUGAAGCAAUGAAAGCCGAACUAAAGAAACUAAAGGAAAAGAGACGUACUCCAACAGAGAAGACUUUAGCAGACCUUAGACARCAAAACCAGAAACUACAAGAAACACUUACAAAGACAACCCAAGAACACAGUGAUUUGACUGAAGCCUUGARAAUAGCUAAGAAACAAAUGAAAAUCCAUGAUCAACAAAACAAGGAACUUAAAGSAGAGAUAGCAAAAAUAGCAUCAGAAAUGGAAGCUAGGGCUGUUCAUUCAGAGAAAGAAUGCCAAACUGAUGAACCUGAAGGAAAACUAGUCAGUCAGGAAAUAGAAAAGGAGCUUCAGACUCUGAUUGCUGAAAGAGAUGAGUUACAGUCUCGAUUGAAGAGAAUGGAAGAAACAUUUUCAUUACACCUUGCAUCAGGAGAUGUGGAUGAAGCUAAAGYGCAACUUGUUGAGGACCACCAAAGACUGAAAGACAAUUAUGAGAAAUUGGCAAGUGAGUUGGUUAUUUUCCAAAAUGAGAACGAGCAUCUUAGAAAUACCGUGGAGAACUUGCACUAUGAAUUUGAAGGAAAAAAUGAAAACAAGAAGGAGGUCGAGAUGGAGUUCGAAGCUGUGCUAAAGGAACGUGACGAAAAUAAAUUUUAUGUUAAGGAACUUUGCGAUGAGUUGGACAAAGUAAAGAACGAGAAGGAAAAAGUUACGAAGGCUUUGAAAACUCUCAAAAUUAAUCAUGAGAAACUGAAGACGAAGUUAAAGGGUUUUAGCUCAUCACAAGAGGAUCUAAGUCGCCUUUCUACCAAGGAAAUAAGAAAACGUCUAGCCUUGUUGAAGGUAGAAAAAGAAGAGAUAGAGGCUGGUUUAAGUGAGGCAAAGAAAGACCUUAGAGAAAUGGAGGAUAAAAAUAAGGAAUUACUGUCUGAGUUUGAAAGAGUGUACCUUGAAAAUGAAAGUUCCCAAGAGAAAUUGAGUGAGCUAAAAGAACUAUACAAGAACUCAGAUGAAAAUAUCGAGGGCCUGAGAAAACAAAAUGAAACUAUCCUCUUCGAAAAGGAUGAGUUGAAUCUCUCGUUGAAGUCGCUUCAAGAAGAGCAUAACAGCAUUCUACAGGAAAACAAGGAAUUGAAAGCAAAUUUAGAGAAGAUGUUGACAGAGAGUGAAAGCACAAAGGCGGAUUCUUCUGUAUCUGAAGAGAAACAGGAAACAGAAAAUAGAUUUAGAAAACUUGUUGAAGCAAGACAGGACCUCGAAAAGCAAAUCGAAGAGAAGAAUCAACAGAUGAACUGCUUUACAAAUGAAAAAACUAUUUUACAGGAAGAGUUAUCAACCUUGAAGCAAAAAGUUGAAGAUGUGAAUGAAAAGAACCGUCUCUUGGAAGAACAGAAAGCUGAAUUACAAAGACGGAUAAAUAAUUGUAAUGAUGAAAGGAUUUCUCGCCAAGGAAAUCUCUCAGCCUUGAAUGAAACGGUGGAGAACUACGAGAAGGAACGAGAGAGCAAUACCAGUGAAGUAGACAGACUAACUGAACAAAAAACUGAAUUACUCGCCAUGAUUUCUUCACUUGAAAACGAAAAUCAGUUCCUUCGAUCCCAAAACGAUGAAUUAAAAAUAAAUGACAAUGGACAGAAGAUGAUUCAGCAAGAAAAAGAAGAGGUGCAAAAGAGUUGUGAAGAAAAUAUGGCUGUUGAUAACGACGUGGUCGAGGCAUCCAAAGAAGAUAUUAAAACGUUAGAAGAGGAGAGGAAGGAAUUAACUCUAGCUUUAGUCGAUGCCACAGAUAAAGUGUAUAAUUUGGAGAAAGAAGUGGUUUCUUUGCAAGAAAGACUUCAGAUGACAGAGAAUCUAAAAGAGGAACUCAGUAACCAGCUCAAGAUAUCUGCCAAUGAAGACAGUAAUUUGACAGGAAUGAUAAAAGGUCUAGAAAAUAAGUUACAAGCUGCUGAAAACACAGUUCAGGAACAAAGUAAUAAGCUGAAAGAAAAUGUUGAAGAGCAAGAAAGGUUGGGAAAAAAAGUCACGGAAUUGAAAGCAAAAUUGCAGGAGAAAGACAAAAUCAACAAGAAGUUACAAGAAGAAAAUGAAAAAAUUCGUAACGAGAAGGGGAAAAUGGAAGACCGUUACAACGACUUGGAAAGAAAGAACAAUUCCCUCAACCAGAAAAUUGAGGACGAUAAAGCGAUUGUUCAGGAUUUGGAGAACAAGUUGGAAAUCUUGUCGAAAAAACUUGUAUCAGCGAACGAAGAAAAAACUAACCACGAAGCAGAAAUCGAAGACAUCUUCAAAGCUCACGACGAACUUGAAAACAAGUACAACGAAGAACUUCGCGAAAAAAAGGAAUUGUUGGCUUACGCUGAUAGGCUUCAGGAAGAACAAGAGGACUUGCAAGCCCAGUACAGUUCUUUGUCCAAAGAACACAAAGACAUUUUAGAUCGUCUUUCUGAUAUCCAGUCUUGUCAACUGAGGGACGAGUCCCAUCAGUAUCAGCAGCUCACAGAUCUACAUCAGAUAAACUCAUCAUUGCAGGAGGAAUUUUCACAACUGAAAGAAAAAUGUGACUCCCUGAAUACCUCUUUCGAAGACAAGGAUCACGAACUGCAUGAAUUGAAAAUUCUUUUAGAGAACAAAGACGUGGAAAUUGAAAAACUGACCAGUAUUCUUGAGGAAUUAAAAGCAAACCUGCAGGAAGAGGAAGAGGAAACGGUAAAGUCGAAGAGUGAGUUAGAAAAACUUAAAGAAAACUUACAAGAAAAGGAAAAGUCUGAGGUGCAGGAUCGUGAACUAGAGGAGACCAAAGCAAAUUUGCAAGAAAAAGAAGAAGAAAUAGAAGACCUCUUAGGUAAAUUAGAACGUGUUGAAGAUGCUCUUCGAGAAGAAGAAGACACGGUAAAGAAAGUGAACGCUGAAAUCGAACAUUUGAAAUCAUUGUUAUCCAGCAAGCAACAAGAAGUGGAUACACUUCAUAAAUAUGUCCAGGAUUUGGAGAAUACAAUUGAAAUUUUAAAACAAGAGAAAGAACAAUUGGGGGAGAUAAUACAGUCUCAGAAUAAGAAGUUAGAAGAACAGAGGUCAGAAAUUUCGAAACUGAACAGCYUUUGCGAAGAACGUGUUAUUGGUGUUGCAAGUUUGGAAGAAAGUAACCAGGCGUUGUCUUCCUCGGUACAUGAGAAAGAAGAGGAACUAAGAAGAGCCAAAGGAGAAKCAGAAGAGUUGGAAAAACGUUUGAAAACAUCAGAGGAAGCGUUGAAAACUCUUGAAACUUUGUACGCGGAAAAGGAGGGAGACCGUAGCAAGACGAUUGAAAUUCAAGAGUCAAUAGAAAAGGAAAUUGAAAGUUUAAAAAGUGAAUUGAAUGGUGUUAAGGAAUCAUUGGACAACAAGGACAACGAGUUGAAAUCUUGUAACGAAAAACUUUGCAAAAGUGAACAAGAUAUUCAAAAUUUUGAGUUAGUUGUUCAGAGCUUGAAURAAAAAAUAGAAUUGAAAACACAAGACAUUUUCGACUUGAAUGAUUUGAAGAAGAAACUAGAAAAGGAGUUGGAAAAACUAAAGUUACAAGUAAACGACGCAAAUAAACAAUUACAAAAUUCACUUGACUUGGAUGUUAAAUUACAGGAAUACUUUAAUAUAAAUCAAAAGUUGGAUCUUGAAGUGAAAUCUUUGAGGGAAGAGCUCGAAAACAAGGAUACAGAAUUUUUAGAAGUACAAGAAAGACUGAAAACAAAUGAAUACACGACUAAGGAGUUGGAAAAGAGGGUURGAGAAAGUUCUGUAGAGAUUUGUGAUUACAAGCAAAGAAUCGAGAGUCAGAAUCAAGAAAUUCAAGAUCUUCAACAGAAAUUAAGGGAAACGAGUGCAACACUUGAGCAGAAGGAGCAAUACUCUUUAGAGCAAGAAAAGUUGGUUUCAAGUUUGUCAUCUACRAAAGAAACCUCCAAGUUGAAGGAAAAACAAAUUCUUGACUURCAAGCAGAAUCCCAAGCUUUGCAAAACGAUAUUUCAUCGUUAAAUAAAAAACUAGAGCUCAAAGAGGAAGAGCUUCAURAUUCAUUAUCUGCAGUCAAAGAGGUAGAACGUCUACAAUUGGAGGUCCAAAAACUUGAAGAAAGCAUCGAAGCAAAGUCUACUCAAAUUAAGGACUUGGAAGUCAAACUUGAAGAGAAAAACACACAAAACGAAUCGUUGCAGGCGGGAAUGUCGGAUUUGAGCGGAAAGAUGGAAGGGCAGGUCCAGGAAGUGACACAAUACACGAACCAGAUUGAUGAUUUGAAGAAAMAGAUGAAAGAAAAAGAUGAAAAAAUGAGUAAAUUAAAACAGGUUGCUAUCAAAGCUAAGAAAGAAACAGAAAACGCCAAACAAAAAGCGAAAGCAGAUAAAGAAGAAUUAAUGGAGGUCAUAAAACAAAUGAAGGAAGACGCUGAAACUCUCAAUAGCAAGUUUGCUGAGCAGCAAAACGAAGAACAUGRAAACUCAACUGCGAUCGAGGAACUUCAAACUCAAAUACAAAAGCUACAAGAAGAGCUGACAUCAGAGAAAAACAAGUUAACAGAAUGCGAAGAAAAGCUGAUGGCUGCUGCUCUAGAAUUGGGCAAAAAGAGGGAAGAGGUGGAGCAGGUGAAAAGUGAGAAGCAAUCCCUUGUCUCUGACCUGGAUGCUGCUAUUGACGCUAAGCAGGGUCUUGAAAAAGAUAUAGAAAGCUAUAAAACUCAAGUUGAGCAGAACAACACGCAGUUACAGGAAAAGCUUUCCGAAAAUAAGGAACUAAAGAAGAACCUUGAGGAAUGCCAGGCAGAGAUAGCUCGAAUUUCAAAAGAUCUCUCACAAAGAGAAAAAGAACAAGAAAAARUGAGCAAAGAAAUAGUCGAGACGAUUAACAAGUUGGAGAAUACUAAAGAAGAGCUCGAACAAGAGAAGAGAAAACACGAGGAGACGAAAACCCAGCUUGAGAAUAAUAAAAAGCAACUGGAAGAAGCCGAAAAGAGUGUCAGUCAGAAAAGCAUGAUGACCCUUGAAAUAGCGGAGUAUGAACGGACUUUAGAAUCACUGCAGACCAAACUUGAUGAACGAGUUCAGCAGCUGCAAGCUGCUCAAGAUGAGAUAGGAAGACAGGAGAAGAGAGUCGAGGAUUAUAAGGCACAGAUCGAUGCUGUCGAUAACCAAAGACAACAAAGCGAGGAUCGUUCMAUCAAAAUGAAAGCCAUGCUAGUGAAGAUCAAAAAAGACUUGGCGGAAACUAAAAACGAGUUGAAGGAGAAAUCAUUGUCGGAAGUAAAAUUGAAAGCUGACCUCGAAAUUGCUAACCAGAAGGCUGAAGAAGACAAAGUGGAGAUCUCGAAACUAGUGGCAGAAGUACAUAAUCUUCAGCAACAGCUUCGCUCAACCACAGAAAACAACAGACGUACAGUAGAAAGCCUGGAGGCCAAGCUCGCUGACGUAAAGGCAGAAAACGAGGCUGCUAAAUCUUCCCAGGAGGCAACACUGGCUGAGUUCGAAAGUUACAAGACGAGAGUCCACAGUGUUCUUAAGCAACAGAAGACAAAACCUUCUCUCCAGUCCCCUGACAUGGAUCCGUCCGAGAGAACAAAACUGGAAAAGAUUAUCGAACAGCUUAAAAUUAAAGUUCAAGAAAUGAAUGACCAGCACAAAGCGUUGCAGGGUGAUUAUGAAGAGCUCGAAGCAGAACACGAUCGUUUGCUGACAAGAAAUAACAAAGUUGUCCAAGACAUGGAGCAGAAGGAAGCUAUUUGGAAAGAAAGGCUCGACCAACUGAAGUCAGAAUCGACCUCGAAUAACGAGCAGCAAAACGAAACGAUUCGUCACUUGGCACAACAGAAUGAAACCAUCUCUAUUACAUUCAAGGAUAAGAUCAUUGCGAUACAGGAAGACCAUAAAAAGGAAAUAGAGAGGUUACUGAACAAGCUAGCCGAUACAGAGGCGCGUCUAGACAGCGUCACGAGGGAGCUAGCGUCGUCAGCUUCGCCAGGAUCUCGUUCUCCUCCUCAUACUCUGAACUUGGCGCUGACAAAGAGCCUGGAAGAAAGACAGUCUGGAGAGGUUCAAGUGUGCUGCUUUUUUAACGGCAUGGACCACACGGAACUAGAAGUUAUUGAUGCUCAGUCACAGUCUGGUUCAAUGCCUUCGUCACCAAUUGUCCCUACUGCUGCUACAGUGUUGGAGAAAGUACUCUCUCCUACCUUAUCUUCUGCCGGCGAAUUCCCCAUCAGUUUAGCAUCGCCAUCAGAAGAAAAUGCAGCACUGAAGACGCAACUAGCAGAAGCUAAUCGUCAGCUGGAACAUCUAACAGGGGUUUUACGUGACAAUGAAGCAAACUCGAUGAGACUCACAGAACAGACUAAAGUCUUAAAGGAUGAAAUAAGAAGGCUGGAAAGAAAUCACGAAAGAGACAGAGAAGCAGCGAAUCUCGAGUAUUUAAAGAAUGUUAUACUCAAGUUUAUACAGUGCGCACCAAAUGAAAGAGAACAACUCGUCCCCGUUCUCAAUCAGAUGCUCAAACUAAGUCAAGAGGAAAAACAGAAAGUAACCAAUUUUGCCAAAGGGGAGAAUAACGACGAUAUACAGCAAGAAGGAGUGUCAGGCUGGUCAAGUUAUUUAUAUCGAUGGACUGCGUUUAACUAGAAAAAAAGCCCUUCAUGUGUUUUGGGAAACCCUUGUAGGUGGUGAAGUCGAGAACACUUUUAAGUGUGGACUCCAGGGGAGGGCCAAAACCUGUGAAGUGUUUAUACAAGCUAAAGAAAACCUUUCAGGUGUUUUGUCCGAGGCGAGAAGACGAGCUGCGUGAAAUGGGUGACAAACUUGAGGAUUAGUGGCAAUUUCCAGAAAGAAGUCCUGAUGACAGAAAUGUCAAGGAAACCUCUAAAGUGUUAAUAAACACAAAGGUUUAUAACAGGAAGGCGUCCCGUAAACUUGACACGAUUGGCAUCCAUCAACAGCAAGGAAAACCUUUUAAGUGCAAACGGUUUAAUCGAAAAGAAACUUUUACGAUGUUUGUGACAAGUUUGAUAAACCUUUCAAGUGUUGGUGUCAAGACUUUACAUUCAAGAAAAGGUUUGCCACUGUUAUAAAAAUAUUCGGGAAACAUUUUCACUACCUAUGAGAAGGAUUAAAAGACACCUGGAAUUCGAAUUA
Molecule: messenger RNA, 8044 nt
Organism: Actinia tenebrosa (Australian red waratah sea anemone)
Lineage: Eukaryota; Metazoa; Cnidaria; Anthozoa; Actiniaria; Actiniidae
Source: RefSeq, a predicted model, not a curated record